GAUGGCGGCCCCUACGACUCAUGAAGAUAUUGAGAAUCAGGUUCGGGAGUUACAGGAAAAAAGAAGGGCUGUGAAUGUAACUCGUGAUGAUGAAGGGAAUGCCAGAAUUGCAAUGGGAGAAAGCGGAUAUUACGAUAAAGAUAUCUACGGUGGCAGUUCAAAAGCAAAUUAUGGAGGUUACGUAGAUUCAAUUGCUGCUAAUGAUGAUAUUGAUGAUGACGAGGAUGAACAUUUUGCACCUCAACUUGGUAAAAAAGUUCAAUAUACAGCCCCACUCAAUCAGCUAAGUGAUUUAUCAAGAGAGGAAAGAGAUCAUGAUCCUCUAGCCGGUCGACGAAUUCCUAAAGUAAUCGACAAAGAAGAUGACUAUAGAAAAAGGAGACUUAAUCAGCAACUCUCUCCUUCUCGAUAUGAUCCUUUUGCAGGGGAUAAGACACCAGAUGUUCGCUCCGAACGUAGAAGUUACGCAGAUAUUCUAAGAGAUAAUCAGUUGAAAGCUCGUGAAUAUGAUCUCAAGCAGCAAAUGAUUGAAAAGGCCAAGGAAGGAACUUUAAAGGCAACAAAUGGAGAUAUUGUAUCUAAACCAAAAAAGAGAAUAGGACGAUGGGAUCAGCCAAGUGAUGCUGAUGGUACUCCUGCUGCCAAGAAAACCAGUUGGGAUGAAGCAGCUACUCCCCAUGUUGCUAGAUGGGAUGAAACACCAGCCAGACUGAAAUCUGGAGCAGAAACACCAUCUCAAAAAAUGUGGGAUAGUACACCUGGACCAAUGACUCCGGGUGGAGAGACACCUGGUCACACAACUACACCAAGCGCUAGAAGAAAUCGUUGGGAUGAGACACCUAGAGCAGGAGCAGAAACUCCGGCCCAAAGCGGUUGGGCAGAAACUCCUAGAGCAGAUCGAGGAUCCGAUAGUAUACAAGACACUCCAUCAGCUCAACAAGCAAAAAGAAGAUCGAGAUGGGAUGAAACUCCAGCGAUGACACCUCAAACAGGAGCAGUAACGCCAGGAAUGACUCCAAGCAUGACCCCAGGAGCCAUGACACCAUCUGGUCUCGGCGCUGGUCAACAUACUCCUGGCACGUUUACACCAACUGGCGCGCCGGGUGUCUACACACCUAUGGGUUUGACACCAUCAGGUCAAACUCCUUCUGGAUCUAAAGCGAUGGGAAUGGCUACUCCAACGCCAGGCCACCUUGUAUCUAUGACACCUGAACAGAUGCAAGCAUUUAAUUGGCAAAGAGAAAUUGAUGAGAGAAAUGGUCCAUUAACUGAUGAGGAAUUAGAUGCCAAGUUUCCACCAGGAUACAAAAUUUUGGCUCCUCCAGCAGGAUAUAUACCAAUAAGAACACCCGGUCGCAAACUUACAGCAACUCCAACACCCUUCUUAGGAGGAACUCCAUCAGGAUUCAAAAUGCAAACACCGGAUCAAAAAACAACGAUGGUUGAUCUGCAACCCAAGGGACAAAAUCUACCUAUGAUGAAGCCUGAUGACAUGCAAUAUUUUGAUAAACUAUUGGUAGAUGUUGAUGAAGACAACCUUCCCCCAGAAGAAGCAAAAGAAAGAAAGAUUAUGAAACUCCUACUUAAAGUUAAAAAUGGCACGCCACCAAUGAGAAAAUCAGCUUUGCGACAGUUAACUGACAAAGCCAGAGAAUUUGGAGCUGGACCUCUGUUUAAUCAAAUACUUCCCUUGCUAAUGUCACCAACGUUAGAAGAUCAAGAGCGUCAUUUACUGGUUAAGGUUAUUGACAGAGUUCUCUACAAAUUGGAUGAUUUAGUUAGGCCGUACGUUCAUAAAAUUCUUGUGGUUAUUGAACCCCUAUUAAUCGACGAAGAUUACUAUGCACGUGUGGAAGGUCGUGAAAUUAUAUCAAAUUUGGCUAAAGCUGCCGGAUUGGCAACAAUGAUCUCUACAAUGAGACCUGACAUAGAUAAUAUGGAUGAGUACGUAAGAAAUACUACAGCCAGAGCUUUUGCAGUAGUAGCUUCUGCUUUGGGAAUUCCUGCUCUCUUGCCUUUCCUCAAAGCUGUUUGCAGAAGUAAGAAAAGUUGGCAAGCAAGACAUACAGGCAUAAAAAUCAUUCAACAAAUAGCCAUUCUGAUGGGAUGCGCUGUCUUACCUCACUUGCGAUCACUGGUUGAUAUUAUCGAACACGGUUUAGUUGAUGAACAGCAAAAAGUGCGAACAAUCACAGCUUUGGCUUUGGCUGCCCUUGCAGAAGCUGCUACUCCAUAUGGUAUAGAGAGUUUUGACGCUGUAUUAAAACCUUUGUGGAAAGGAAUAAGACAGCAUCGAGGUAAAGGUCUGGCUGCUUUUUUAAAAGCUAUUGGUUACCUUAUUCCAUUGAUGGACGCCGAAUAUGCCAAUUAUUACACCAGAGAAGUAAUGUUGAUUUUGAUUAGAGAAUUUCAGUCUCCUGACGAAGAAAUGAAAAAGAUCGUUUUAAAAGUUGUAAAGCAAUGUUGUGCAACUGAUGGUGUUGAGGCACAAUAUAUUAAGGAAGAAAUUCUACCGCCCUUCUUCAAACAUUUUUGGAAUCAAAGAAUGGCUCUCGACAGGAGAAAUUACCGACAGUUAGUUGACACCACUGUUGAAAUUGGUAUGAAAGUGGGAGCAUCAGAGCUGGUUUCACGAAUUGUUGACGAUCUGAAGGAUGAAAGCGAACAAUAUAGGCGUAUGGUAAUGGAAACCAUCGAUAAAACUCUUUCUACCCUUGGAGCUUCAGAUAUAGAUUCAAGACUGGAAGAACAGUUAAUUGACGGUAUUUUAUAUGCUUUUCAAGAACAAACCAGUGCUGGAGAUGCUGAUAACGCAGUUAUGUUAAAUGGUUUUGGAACUGUUGUGGUUGCGCUUGGAAGGCGAGUUAAACCAUACUUGCCUCAAAUAUGUGGUACAAUUUUAUGGCGUCUCAACAACAAAGCUGCCAAGGUCAGACAACAAGCUGCAGAUUUAAUUGGUCGAAUCGCGGUUGUUAUGAAAACAUGUGAAGAAGAAAAAUUAAUGGGUCAUUUAGGUGUUGUUCUUUACGAAUAUUUAGGUGAGGAAUAUCCUGAAGUACUUGGUUCCAUAAUUGCAGCUCUUAAAGCUAUUGUAAAUGUAAUUGGUAUGUCACGUAUGACACCUCCUAUAAAGGAUUUAUUACCUCGAUUGACACCAAUCUUGAAAAAUCGCCACGAAAAGGUCCAAGAGAAUUGUAUUGAUUUAGUUGGAAGAAUUGCAGAUAGAGGAGCAGAAUUUGUUUCUGCAAGGGAAUGGAUGAGAAUAUGCUUCGAAUUGCUUGAAUUACUAAAAGCUCACAAAAAAGCAAUAAGAAGAGCAACUGUCAAUACUUUCGGUUAUAUAGCAAAAGCCAUUGGUCCUCAUGAUGUUUUAGGGACUCUUUUGAAUAAUUUAAAAGUUCAAGAGAGACAAAACCGUGUAUGCACAACAGUAGCCAUUGCAAUUGUUGCGGAGACAUGUUCACCUUUCACUGUUUUACCAGCAUUAAUGAAUGAAUACAGAGUACGAGAACUUAACGUUCAAAACGGAGUCUUGAAAGCUUUGUCAUUCAUGUUCGAAUACGUUGGAGAAAUGGGAAAAGACUAUAUCUAUGCUGUGGCUCCUUUAUUUGAGGAUGCAUUGAUGGAUAGAGAUCUUGUCCACAGGCAAACAGCUAUGUUUGCUGUUCAACAUUUAGCUCUUGGAGUGGCUGGAUUGGGAUGUGAAGAUGCACUACAACAUUUAAUAAAUUAUGUUUGGCCAAAUAUACUGGAAAGUUCACCUCACGUUGUUCAAGCAUUUAUGGGCUGCGUGGAUGGCUUUCGAUUAUCUCUUGGUCCCGCAAGAGUUCUCAACUAUACUCUUUCUGGACUCUUCCAUCCAGCAAGAAAAGUAAGGCAUGUAUAUUGGAAAGUUUACAAUAGCGUUUAUAUAGGAGCUCAAGACGCAUUAGUUGCAGCCUACCCAAGAAUUCCGGGCUUUUCAAGACAUGAACUGGACUAUAUGCUGUAG
Molecule: messenger RNA, 3991 nt
Organism: Dimorphilus gyrociliatus
Lineage: Eukaryota; Metazoa; Annelida; Polychaeta; Dinophilidae
Source: the annotation of a GenBank genome assembly